AUGUCGACGAUGGGCGCGAGCGGAGGUGGACGCGUGAACGACGACGACGGCGACGGCGGCGAUGCCUUGGGACGACUGAGACGAGACUUGAGACGCGAGCACGGCGCGAUGUACGCGAGGUUGCGCUCGAUGUUGGACGAGGACGCGCGCGAGGCGAGGACGAGAAGACGUCUUCGGCGCGCGUUGGUCGAGGAGUUUCCGGAGUUUGAUGCGUACGCGAUCGAUGUGGCGGUGGCGUGGGACGACGCGCGUUGCGCGACGUUGGCGCGCGGUCUCGUCGAGACGCCGACGGCCGAGGUUCCUUUCGGUGAGUGGUCACCGAUGACUCGAGCGGCGGAGAAGGGGCUCAAGGAGCGUCUGAAGUUCUUGCACGAGCACGGGUGCGCGUGGGAUGAAGAGACGUGCCAUGCCGCCGCCGAGAGCGGUCAUUUGGAGUGUUUGAAGUACGCACACGAGCACGGGUGUGCGUGGAAUGAAGAGACGUGCCGGUACGCCGCUGAGAACGGUCAUUUGGAGUGUUUGAAGUACGCACACGAGCACGGGUGUGCGUGGGAUGCAAAGACGUGCAUACGCGCCGCUGGGUACGGUCAUUUGGAGUGUUUGAAGUACGCACACGAGCACGGGUGUGCGUGGGAUGUAUGGACGUGCAUAUGCGCCGCUGGGAACGGUCAUUUGGAGUGUUUGAAGUACGCACACGAGCACGAGUGUGCGUGGGAUGUAUGGACGUGCAUGUGGGCCGCCAGGAGCGGCCAUUUGGAGUGUUUGAAGUACGCACACGAGCACGGGUGUGCGUGGGAUGAAGAGACGUGCAUAUGCGCCGUUAGGAACGGCCAUUUGGCGUGUUUGAAGUACGCACACGAGCACGGCUGUGUAUUGGAUAAGCGGACGUGCGAGUGCGCCGCCGCGUACGGUCAUUUGGCGUGUCUGAAGUACGCACACGAGCACGGGUGUGCGUGGGAUGAAGGGACGUGCAUGUGCGCCGCUGGGAACGGUCAUUUGGCGUGUUUGAAGUACGCACACGAGCACGGAUGUGCGUGGGAUGAAGGGACGUGCUGGCGAGCCAUCCAAUGUGUAUACCAACAGAGAGAAGACUGCGUGGAGACUGCGUGGAACUGUUUAUCGUACGCGAUCGAUCACCAGUGCCCCGGAUACGUGACGUACGUCACUUUGUUGCGCCUCGAACGCGAUGCGCAAGUCGCCGAGACAAGCUUCAUCGUCAAUCUCGCACUCUCGCACGCUCGAAACGGCUACAUCCCAGAGCGCGAGUACGCCGAGCCCAAAGCCGAGCUCGAACGCGCGCGCGCAAAAAUAGACAACAUGAUAGCCCAACUCUUGGCAGAUGACUGA
Molecule: messenger RNA, 1347 nt
Organism: Ostreococcus tauri
Lineage: Eukaryota; Viridiplantae; Chlorophyta; Mamiellophyceae; Mamiellales; Bathycoccaceae
Product: Ankyrin repeat-containing domain
Exons: 1
Coding region: 1-1347 (448 amino acids)
Molecular function (GO): protein binding
Source: RefSeq, a predicted model, not a curated record